This is a messenger RNA of Thrips palmi, 1133 nucleotides long. RefSeq names its product glycine-rich cell wall structural protein 1-like. The transcript has 3 exons. NCBI's taxonomy places the organism in Eukaryota, Metazoa, Arthropoda, Insecta, Thysanoptera, Thripidae. The record is from RefSeq and is a predicted model, not a curated record. Bases 88 to 936 code for a protein of 282 amino acids.
UUUCGAGAGUCGACAGUCGCCCUGCUCCGCCCUGCUCCCCCAGGUUCCUCUUGUUCCAGACCAUUCGUCACCCUGGUAACAGCCGACAUGAAGGUCCUCGUCGUGGCCGCGUCCCUCCUGGUGCUGGUGGCCGCUCUUAAGCCCCAGCGCGACGACGGCUACGAGCCAGAGCCCGCCCCCGGCUCAGGUUCCGGUUCCGGCUCGGGUUCCGGCUCGGGCUCAGGCGGCGGCUCUGGCUCCGGCUCUGGCUCCGGCUCCGGUUCUGGCGGUAUCGGCGGUGGAAGCAUCGGUGGCGGUAGCGGCGGCGGCCAUGGACACAGCUUCAGCCAUCGCAUCCCUGGCUUCGGCGGCAUUGGCGGAAGCAUCAGCGGGGGCAUCAUCGGCGGCGGCGGUGGCGGUAGCAUCGGCGGUGGUUCCGGAGGCUCUGGUAUCGGCGGCGGUUCCGGAGGCUCUGGCAUCGGUGGCGGUUCCGGCAUUGGCGGUGGUUCCGGAGGCUCUGGCAUCGGCGGCGGUUCCGGCAUUGGCGGUGGUUCCGGAGGCUCUGGCAUCGGCGGCGGUUCCGGCAUUGGCGGUGGUUCCGGAGGCUCUGGCAUCGGCGGUGGUUCCGGCAUUGGCGGUGGUUCCGGAGGCUCUGGCAUCGGCGGUGGUUCCGGCAUCGGCGGCGGCUCCGGCGGCAUCGACGGUGGUUCCGGCAGUGGGUCUGGGUCUGGAUCCGGCUCUGGAUCUGGCUCUGGAUCUGGAUCUGGCUCCGGCUCGGGAUCUGGGUCUGGUAGCGGUGGGUACCCCGUCAACAUCCCCAUCGGGGCCCCGACCAUCAAACCCUCUGAGUACUUCGACGCCUACAUCAAGGCCUACAAGCUGUGCAAGGAGUCGUGCAGCCACAAGAAGUGUAUCGAGAUCUUCUCUUCGUUCAAGCCCAAGCCUCCCCCAUACUAGAGGCCGCGCAGCACGGCUUGGUCUGAGCCAUCGUGAUCUGAACCAUCGUGGUCUGAACCAUCGUGGUCUGAACAAGGCGCCAAUCCGAGGGAAUCAAUGGACUGUCCCACGUCCCGUCCGAAACACACGACUCGCAUGAAAGGUUGCCCGUAGAUACUGUGUACAUUGUUCCGAAUGAAUAAACUACUUAUUCCGUA